Oncorhynchus gorbuscha (pink salmon) is the source of this 673-nucleotide messenger RNA. Its product is annotated as retinal-specific phospholipid-transporting ATPase ABCA4-like. Lineage: Eukaryota; Metazoa; Chordata; Actinopteri; Salmoniformes; Salmonidae. The transcript is spliced from 5 exons. The record is from RefSeq and is a predicted model, not a curated record. The annotation marks the transcript as partial.
CUCUUUGAGAGGAACAGCACCAAGGAAGGACCUUCUGAAGGUGGUCUACCCGUCUAACCUCCAGCUCUUUGAGAGGAACAGCACCAAGUACCUUCUGAAGGUGGUCUACCUGUCUAACCUCCAGCUCUUUGAGAGGAACAGCACCAAGGAAGGACCUUCUGAAGGUGGUCUACCGCCUAACCUCCAGCUCUUUGAGAGGAAGAGCACCAAGACGGAGAGGGAUCCAGGGUCCUCUCCUUCAACUGACUCUGAGUCUAACCCGGUCACUAAGAUCGUCUGGAGUUCAGUCAAGCCUCUCUUCAUGGGGAAGAUCCUCUACGCUCCAGACUCCCCAGCCAUCAGACUGAUACUAAAGAGUGCCAACACUACGUUUGAGGAGCUGGAGCGUCUGAUGACCAUGGGAAAGGCCUGGGAGGAGGUGGGACCUCAAAUCUGGAGGUUCUUCAACGCUGGCAUACAGAUAAACAUGAUCAGGGACACCAUCAGAAACCCCACGGUAGCAGACCUAAUAGACAGGAGUAUGGAGGACACUGAGUUCUCCUCUAAAGACAUCCUCAACUUCCUGUACAACGGGUUGGAGGAGGACAGAGAAGAGACCAUGCCCAGCUUCGACUGGAGGAACGUCUUCAACCUCACAGACCAGGCCGUCCGCAUGUUCAACCAGUACGGAGAG